Caenorhabditis bovis is the source of this 1476-nucleotide messenger RNA. The record is from the annotation of a GenBank genome assembly. Lineage: Eukaryota; Metazoa; Nematoda; Chromadorea; Rhabditida; Rhabditidae.
AUGGAAUUGUUCUUGGAAACCGAGCCGAAAAAUCGGCCAUUACCAGGUCAUGAGAAAAUUAAAAGAAAAUUGAGAGAAGAAGCGAUAAAUGUGAUGAAAGGAUGGGAGAAGAAGUUUGUGAAAGAUUAUGUUGUUCUGAAACUUAUAACUAUCUCGCUAAAGAACUCACAGGUUGUAAAUUACGCGGAACCAAGUGCAAAAGUUUCGAAGGAAAGCGCCAAGGCUCGCGCAAUCCGAAGAACUAAAGCAAAAAUUGCGAAGCGGACGCUUGAGAUCCUCAAACUCAAAUUUGAGACGUUCAACAAAGAAGCACGAAUAUCAAUAACUCAGUUGAACAAUGCAAUCAAUCUUCUUGUUCCAAAUUUCACUGAACUUGAAAAUGAAAUCGAAUAUAAGGAUUCCAGUCAUCAAACGGCAAUACCUUCAAGUUUAACCGUUGUGAUUUCAAACAUUAAUCCCGAAAUUGUAAUGAGCCCCGAAAAUGACGGAAUUGUUGAGACGAUUAUGGAUUUGAAAAAUGUUAUGAAAAUUCACGUCAAAAAGCUGAAAAGAAUGAUCGAUCAAUCGAAUGAGCUGAAAACCAGCGGAAUCGAAGAAUUCCGUGCGUCGCUUUAUAAUCUUCAACGAGACAUUACAAAAAUUACACUGAAAGCGAAAGAUCUGAAAAUUAUUGGCUGGAAUCGAAAGCGAAAAAAAAUCAAAAUCGACGAAGACGAGGAGGAUGAAUUUGUCGACGUUGAUGAUCUUCCCGUUGAUGAUUUCCUUAUUAUGCAUUAUAAUAAGCCACGGGAAGAGGAGCACGAAGAGCGAGUUGUUAAGAUGAAGGCAAAGAUAGUUGAUCCUGAUGAGCCGUCGACUUCGAAUUCGAUUCCUCUCGUUCCUUAUGGCUUGGAUCUCAAAUAUUGGGGCGAAGAAAGAAGCAAUGUACAGAUUACCAAGAAUAAUUCGGAUUGUCAUCGAUUCUGGAGAGCGCCUGAUGAAGAUACUGUUGUAUCGUUGGCUAGCGAAUCGAUUUAUACCCAGAGAUUGAUCACAUAUGUUGGAAAAGAACGAAAGUCUGAUAAAGUUUGUCGCGCGAAAAUGAAAAAUGGCUCAUUGUGCCCAAGGCGAGAUUUCGAACGAUGCCCACUUCAUGGUGCAAUUGUUGAACGUGAUGAUUUUGGGAAUCCAUUAAAGGAAUUGAGCUCGAUGGAGAAAACACGAAUUGACGCGAUGGCGGCGGCAAAACGAAGGAAUGAGGACGCGAAAAUAGCCAAGGAUAUUCAAAGGCGCACAGGAAUCGAUAUCAUUGGCGAAAAAUGGAAAACGCGACGGCGAAGAGAUGUCGAGGAAAUUAGCGAGCGCGAAGAAGUCAGGAAACGAUUAGAGAAGAAGCUGUUCGACCCGGGUACUGUGAAGCGUGUGUCUCAGGUUCUAGACGCUUCUCAGAAAGCGAGACUCCAGAAGAAGUUUGGCCAACAAUUCGCGCACUUGUGA